Molecule: messenger RNA, 555 nt
Organism: Nerophis lumbriciformis (worm pipefish)
Lineage: Eukaryota; Metazoa; Chordata; Actinopteri; Syngnathiformes; Syngnathidae
Source: RefSeq, a predicted model, not a curated record
AUGAGGAACGCCGUGGUGGCUGUUGCCAUGGUGAUGUUGUGCACAUCUGUGGCGCACACUGACGUGAGGCCGCAGAGGGAUUUCAACUUGCAGAGGUUUGCAGGUAGGUGGUACCGUGUGGGUCUGGCAUAUGACUCGGCGAGCUUUGUCCCAUACAGAGACAAAUUGAAGGCCUCCCUGGGUGUUGUCACCGCGCAGGCAAAUGGCAACGUUAACCUUACGAUGUGGGAUGCCACGCCCGCAGGAUGUCGCAGUAAAACAUACUAUUACGAAAAGACAAAUAUUCCGGGACAGUUCACCUACUUCAGCACACGUCACAACAUGGUGAAGGACAUCACCGUUGUGGAUACAAACUACAGUGAAUAUGCCCUUGUGCUCAAACACAAAAUCUUUCAUAGAGAGUACACCCAGGUGGCCCUUUAUGGUCGCACUCAGAGGCUGAGAGCGGAUAUCAUUCAGAAGUUUAAAGCCUUUGCUUCAAUGAGAGGAUUUCCAAGAGAAGCCAUUCUCACCCCACCGCCAGCAGAAAACUGCCCUCCAUCAUCAUCUGGAUAG